AUGUGGGGAACUAAUGGUGAGAAAUCAAUCUUACAAUUCUUUAACAUCCAAGUCAGGAAAAUGAGAAGAACAAGAAUUAUUGAAAUCUUUUUUUAUCUGGCAAAUGAGAAUGGAUUUUUGUUAUGUUGUGAUGGGGAUGCUAGAGGAAAUCCAGGCAAUGCAGGCUAUGGCUUUGUAGUAACAGAUCAUGUUGGAGCAUUUAUCUUUGCAGAAGCUGGUGGAUUAGGGAUUACUACUAACUAUGUAGCAGAAUUCAUUUCUUGUAUCAAGGCUUUAGAAUGGGCAGUUGAUCGUCACUUUUUCCAGCUAAUUCUGCAAACUGAUUCUAGUAUGUGUGCAAAGGCUUUACACCAACAGAAGAUCCCUUGGUUUUUACUAGCUAGAUGGCAGAGAAUUAUGGCUAGUAUUCACUCUAUUACCUUCAAACAUGCCUACAGAGAGAUCAACUUUUCAGCUGAUCAUUUUGCUAAAAAGGGAACACAUCUACUGAAGGGGCAAACCUUGAGUUUCAAUGAAAGGCCCAGCAACUUGCUAAGGCUUGAAUCCCCAGGGCAACCAUAUUACAGAUUUGUUUAG
Molecule: messenger RNA, 576 nt
Organism: Papaver somniferum (opium poppy)
Lineage: Eukaryota; Viridiplantae; Streptophyta; Magnoliopsida; Ranunculales; Papaveraceae
Product: ribonuclease H-like
Exons: 1
Coding region: 1-576 (191 amino acids)
Molecular function (GO): nucleic acid binding; RNA-DNA hybrid ribonuclease activity
Source: RefSeq, a predicted model, not a curated record